AUGACGGACGAGGUAACGCCUGUAUACAGGGGAGGAUUAGUAGGGGAGGAAGUAGCCCACGUGCAGGCCUAAGGGAAAAAUGGUGGGCUGCACGCGGCUAAGGAGGAGGGGAAAAGUUUCAGAUGGGCGACAAUUUCCUUGUGGAAUUUCAUUCUUUGCAUCUCAUCCCAAUUCAAAAGCUAUUUACUAUUUUGGACCUUUGAAUGACUCUUUGAUCAUCUGGGCAACCUUAUUUUGCAACAAUAUUUUUGGGCAAACUAACUAUAUAUAAUGUAGAAUCUAACACGUGAAAAAAAUUAACAUGCCAUCAAUGGUAAAUGGUUUCUACUAAUAUACCAUUUAGAAAAUUUAUAAUAAGCGAUAAUGGUAAGAGUUCUGUUCUUCUAUGAAUUUUUCAACAUGGUAGUUUUUAAAAAAACAUAAUGUCUUAACUGUCAUACACUUACUAUAAUGUGUACUCCCGAGGGAAAUAGUAUAAUUGUAUAAAAAUUUUCCUCGAAAUUUCCAUCUACAAAUCAUCAACAAUCGGUUAUAUCGAAUGAGAUGCGCCCCAAAUCCUGAUGUGAUUUAAAAUGGCCUCGUAUGGUUUAAAAUGAAUUCCCUGGUUAGUUCUAACUCCUAAAAUUCACUUCAGGUUAACGAACUUGUAUUGCUGCAGUGUGUAAAUAUCAUAUGAGUCACGAUUUAGGAACAGUUACUAUUUUUAGGCAUGAAGGAUUAGGGUUAGGGUUAGGAUUAUAGUUUAAAAUACAAAAGAAUACAAAAGUCUAAAAUAGUAACUCUUCCUAAAACGUGACGGGUAUAUAUUCCCGGAAAGAGCAUACUAAAAUGAGUAAAAUUGCAAAGUUUGGUUGCGAAAUGUUGUAAAUUGCGGAAAAUAUAGGCCUUCAAAGUUCGCAAAUUUUGUAUACAUCCGUAUUGCGUGUGGAAAUUGCUAUUAUAAUAUAACAUGUAUAUAACGCGUGCCCUGAUUGGUCGAAACCCGUGUUUGGAUCAGGCCAUCCAAACACGGAAAUUUAAAGCGAAAUGUUGUAAAUUGCGGAAAAUAUAGCUUCAAAGUUCGCAAAUUUUGUAUACAUCCGUAUUGCGUGUGGAAAUUGCUAUUAUAAUAUAACAUGUAUAUAACGCGUGCCCUGAUUGGUCGAAACCCGUGUUUGGAUCAGGCCAUCCAAACACGGAAAUUUAAAGUGAAAGUUUUUUAAAGUGAAAUUUUAACACAGAAAGUUGUUAUUUUAUAAAACAAUUACUUUAUGGUUUCCGUGUUUGGAUGGCCUGAUCCAAACACGCGGGAAUGUUGCGAGAGUUAAGAAAAGCGGGCGAAACACGAGCCGAAGGCGAGUGAUUUUGCGCGCUUUUCUUAACUCGAGCAACAUUCCCAAGUGGGCCGAAACAUUCCCAAGUGGGCCGAAAAUGGUAGCAAUUUCCUCACGCAAUACAAAAGUAUACAAAAUUUGCAAACUUUACAAGGCCAUAUUUUCCGCAUUUUACAACAUUUCGCAACCAAACUUUGCAAUUUUACUCAUUUUAGUAUGCUCUUUCUAGCUGUGGUAAUUUAUUUGCAUCUCCUUGUCUAGUUUUAAAAUUAGUCUAUAAUGGGAAUUUGUGCACUCUUUUCAUGAAUGUUGAGAGUUUUCGCUGCACGCGCGGUAAUAUCCAUUCAACUCAUGCAACUCUUGUUCUCGUUUGACCGGGGCAUGAGAGUUGAGAAAAAUCUCAUGUAAACUCUCGCUUCUCAACUCUCUGACCAGGACUUUUGAUAGAUUUCACUCACCAAAGACGUGACGGUUCUGAGUGAUUAUAUUAUAUUUACUUUUACUUCAAUUGAUUUUAGCCCUUUGCUGUCGAGGUUUCCACGAGAACUGUCUCGUGUUUGUCCAAACAAAACUACUAGCUCAUCGUCUGAGAAUAUUUCUUGGUCUGCUCGGUGUGAAUGCAGAAGAACUUCAUGGUAACCUCACGCAAUUACAGGUGAGUACAGUGAGCUCCAUAUAUAGUCUGGAGUGAGAUCUUCAAAAGUGAAGCCAAGAUGGCAGCCAUUAACGCCCAAUAGCUCUGAAGGUCGUAAACAGCUUUUAUACCAUUUUCCCAAGCUAAUAGACCUUUCCCCUUAAUAACCAAAAUUUUGAUCUAGGCAAGUCUAGACAAAAAUUUCAUCACAGCUUGAAAGAGCAUCACAAAAUUUGUAAUAUUCCAAAGUUUCGUUGCGAAAUGUUGUAAAAUGAGGAAAAUAGAGCCUUGCAAGUUUGCAAUUUUCAGUCAUUUUGCAUUACAAACGGGAAAUUGCAGCCCCAACACCCGAAUCGGAUGUCAAUUUCCCGUUUGUAAUACAAAAUGACUGAAAAACGGCAAACUUCGCAAGGCUAUAUUAUCCGCAUUUUACAACAUUUUGCAACGAAACUUUGGAAUAUUACUAAUUUUGUGAUGCUCUUUCAAGUUGUGAUGAAAUUUUUGUUUAGAUCGAAAUUUUAGUUAUAAGGGGAAAGGUCCAUUCCACGGACCUUAAAGCUAACCAAGUUAUCCGUUGAUAAAAUCGUACUGUUACUCUUUAAAUCGAUGUCAAAAUACGAAAUUUCGGCACACUCCUUGCCAAGAUGGCGUCAGUUCCAGUCCCUUUCUAUUCUUUUUGACUGCGCGGUUAACACGAAGCUGGCUUCACUUUUUGGACUCGAGUUCUCACUCCAGAUAUAUACGCAGCUCACUGGCAGAGUGUAGCAACUAAUACUAAGAUUUUCAUCACUGUCUCUUUCUGUCGCUUGCAGAGACUUGAAGCGCUGAACAAAUUCAAGAAAAGGGAGGUUGAUGUUUUGGUCGCAACAGAUCUUGCAUCUCGUGGCUUGGACGUGGUCGGUGUCAAAACGGUAAAAUUAAAUGUAUAUUUAUUUAUUUAAAGGUGCUCUACAGCCCGAUCUGCGCAUGUGCACAAGGGAGCCCACUUUUUAUGAUACAAACAGUUUAACUAUGUUUUGGGUUCUUGAAAAGCCUGAUUGUUGUUUCUUGAUAAUUUAUUGUACUCUAGAAGCUUGAAAAUAUAAAUAGUUGUCGAAUAAAACUCAAUAUUUUGGACACAAAAAUGUAAACAAAGGCUUUGUUUACAUACGGACUGUAGAGCACCUUUAAUGAAUCGCGAUACAUACAUAGUAUUAUUAUCAUAUAUACAUACAUUCAUACAUAAUUCAGCUCACUUCCCAUCGGCGCUUUUCAGUGAUCGAUUACAUCAAGUACACACGUAAAAACGUGCACAUUGUUACAUAUCUGCAAACGAGUUGUUACAAGAUUGUUGUCAUGCCGAUAUUAGAAUGUGUUUGCACUGCUUGUUCCCAGUUGUUACAAGGUUAAUGACGGCAUGGAUAAUAAAAUAAAUGGAUAGGACUCUCGCUGACGUAAGCAAAAACAACCUAGUUGCAAUCUGUGACGUCACGCGCAUUGCAAAGUUCUCUGCAUUUUUGUUGUUUCGCUAUAUUUUCCGCCUUAAAAGAGCAAUAUUGAAGCAUAAACCGGUCUAUAAUUGUUUGAAAAACAUGCCUAAGCCACGACAAAAUAUUCAAGGUAAAUGUUUUUCGUCUUUGUUUUGUAUUUUUUUACAUUUGUAGCUACGAAAUUGGCGUCCCCAAUUUUAACGAAAUUUGGGAUGCCUUUUUCACUGUUCAGUGCUUGAUAUAUUUGCUAAAAUAGUUAUAUUCAUUUGCUCUUUGACUAAAAUGUUUAGCUGUAUUAUUGCUAAACAUGCCGUUUUUGAGAAUUUGGUUUGCAACUAGGUUUGAACAUCCAACCACGCCAUCAGCCCAUUGAAAACAUUAGGUCACGUCAGCUAGUUUCCUAUCCAUUUAUUUUAUUAUCCAUGAUGACGGUAACAGACUUGCUACUUGUUGUUCCAAGAAGACUAAUACAGGCUGUUCGCAACAAGUUACUACCAUGUCAGACCGGUUAGACAAAUGGUCGCGAGUCUGUUGCCCUCGGCAACCUUGUUACAAGAUGAUAACAACUUGUUCCAGACUUGUCAACAACUGGGAACAAACAAUGCGAACACAUCUUGUUGACAAGCUGUGCAUGGGAUGUUUACGCAUGUAAAAGCAAUCUUGUCUCCGCUAGAAUGACGUUUGGAUUUGAUAAUUUUUAUUUCUAUCUUUGAUUUCAGGUGAUCAAUUAUUCUAUGCCAAACUCCGUUAAACAAUAUAUUCAUCGUGUUGGUCGGACUGCGAGGGCUGGACUUUCUGGCAGGUAGACCGGAGUUUAUUUUAUCACCAGGCUAGAUGCUAUUUACAGUAUUGGAUACCAUGUGACAGUAGGCCUAUUUGCAGGCCUGAUAAUCUGUUUAUUCCUGGAGCAAAAAACCUAAAAAAUCUGUUCUUUCAGAUCGAUCAGCCUAGUUGGCGAAGGUGAACGAAAUUACUAAAAGAGAUUGUCAAGCAGGCGAGGUGCGUGCCUUCCAAGAAGACAUUCAGGAAAUCUUGAAACAAGAACGAGAGGACAAAGAGGUAGGAUAUAUCAUCGUCAGAAUCACUGACACCUGUGUAGGUAGUCUACAAUAAACCAGUUUCAGUCUACAAUAAAUCAGUUUCUACAAUAAACCAGUUUCAUAUUAUUCUGACACUGCAAUCGAGCAACGAAAAAUUCGUUGGCUCGAGCGGAAUUUGAUAGCUCAAUGGGUAGAGCGGCGGUCUAGAUACCCGAAGAUGCAAGUUCAAAUCCUGCUCGAGCCAACGAAUUUUUCGUUGCUCGAUUGCAGUGUCAGAAUAAUAUGAAACUGAUUUUUCGUAUCUCUGCAUGAGGAUGAUUCUGAAAUAGUCUACAAUAAGCUGCCUUGGUUUGUGUCUGAACUAUCUGUUUACCAAAUAGCGGGAUCCAGUGUAGAGAAUGCAGAUGGACAUGCAUUCAACUCUGAAAAAACAAGUAAAACUUCGACAUUUCGAGCGAAGGCCCUUCGUCGGGAAUUUAAGUAGGACUAAGGUCUUCGUCGUAGUUUGACUUGUAUUUUUUCAGGUAGUUGAAUCCAUAUACAUCUGCAUUCUCCUGUGUUUUUGAUAUGCUACCUACGCUGGAACAGAUCGUUCGAGUUUAUAUACUUUCACUGAAUUCAGUACGAAAAUCGGCAUCAUUUCAUGUAGAAAUUUCAUAAUUUUUUGGUUGACUGUUUUUUAAGUCCGGCUUUACCGUGACCCUGAGAAACUAGAGGAAGUGGUCUUUCAGAAUAGGCAAAUUUUAUAAACAUUUUGAACAUCGUAAAAAGCAAAGUUAUUUGACGAGUGAAAAACAAAGUUCAGAAUAACUCUCGCGGCGAAACACCAGCAAACGUUUGUUUGACUGUCUGUUUGUUUGGUAGAGGAAGCAAGUGCAACCCACCCCCUCCCCUGUAAUGCCCCCUCCCCCCUCCAUGGUAAUAGACACUCGCGUUAACCGUUGUGAUACAAAGUUUGUUUGUUGUUUUUUUAAGCUCAGAAUAACGGAGAUGGAGGCAAACAAAGCGAGAAAUAUGAUCAUCCAUCGAGAUGAAAUCCAAAGCCGUCCUCCCAGAGUGUGGUUUCAAAACGAAACUGGUAAUAACAAAAAAAUAUGCAUUAUUAAUAAGCUUUAGGGCUGAAUGGCAAAUCAAAUACAACAAAAAUAGCCAUCGUUGCCCAUGUCAUAAAAAUUGUUCGACGAUGUUUUCACAUCAGGGAACCUCAUAUAUAUCUGGAGAGAGAACUCCUAUACGAUUCGUAUCCUGGCGUAUGUACUUGAACAAAUGCGUGUAAAGAUGCAGUGAACUCUAUAAGGGAGAAUGGGAAUAUUUUCCCAAUGAACCGCGCAAAGUAAAAAUGACGCAAUUUAAAAUGAAUUUGCGAAAGUCUAAGGAAACUCUAAAAGAAACUCUUUUAGGGAAAGCUAAGGAAGGAAAGACCAGUUCAAAGAAAAGUCGAAAGGAGGAAAAACUGAAGAAAGAGAAGGUGAUUAAACAACUAAUGUAUCAGAGUGCGAUAAUUCGCGUACUUAAGUACCAUUUCCACUCAAGAAAAAUUUCCACGGACAGAAAAUGUUCCAAGAAUAUCAUUGUCCACGUUUUCCCAGUACAGUAAGUGCCUACGUGCCGGUUUCGCCAUUCUGGCAUGUAAACAAUUGUGAUUUCUUUCAGAAAUUGGAACCUGAUGAGUUGAAAGCAAAACAGUUUCAAGAAUUUCUGAGACGAGACGAGAAACGUAAAAACAGAAAGAAACGUCUUCAUGCUUUCCCGUCUGAUGACAAAGAUGGUUAGUUUGACUUUUAACCUUCAUCUUGCGGCUUUAGGUGCAGUCGAGUGCUAACGAUGUGAGGACCGACUUCCAUUCAGUGCAAAAUGUCGCGAGAUCAACUUUUUGCGAUCACUUUCUUUUGAAAUGUGUUCAGUCAACCUGAUCCGUUGCGUUUGAUUGCUUGUAUUUCAAAAGAAAGUGAUCGCAAAAUGUCGAUCGCUCGACAUUUUGCACUUAUGGACGAGUUGUAAGCACUAAUAUGAUAAAAUGACUUGUCUUUCACAGAUUCAUCUCGCAAAACAACCAAGAAACGCAAAAAGGCAACUGGAAAAUCUGAAGGCAGUAAAGCUUUUGAAAAAGAACUCACUGACACCAGUCGGAAAGCUUUGAGCGAGUUUCGCAGUUUGUAAGUAUAUGGAAAAUGACUUACAUAAAGACUGAAACAGAUAAUAAGACUGAGUAGAGGACCCCAGUUUGGGUCCCCAGAGUAAGAUUUAGGCCAAUCAGGGUAAAGUCAGGGCCCAGUCUGAGCCACUAGGGAGCUUAAGAUACACCAAAUCUACGAGGCGGACGUGACGAAAAACUGACGCUAUUAUCACAGUUUUGCCUCACGGGUAAAAACUAUGGAUGGCUGUUGGAAACCAAAGCCUAGGACACGAGAAAAACAUAGUAAACCUAGUCUCCAAUUAUUAGCGACUGUUUUUUAGUCGCGUCCGUGUCGCAGAUUUGGUGCAUCUUAAGCUCGCUAUUAACUAGUGGGGUCCCCCGCCCCUGCCGAGUGUAUUUGUUAAAACAUGCAUUGUGUUGUUCUGAACACCUGUUACUUUUAUUGCUUUCAGUUCUUCAAAUGUCAACAAGUCUACAGGAGGAAAAUUUAAAUCAAAGAAGAAGUAAGAAUUAUUUAAUUUGAAAUUUUACGCAAAUGAAAGGAAUAUAUUUAUAUACAUUAAAGUCAAAAUUGAAUAAGUAAAAUACGACUUUACUCAGUUCUACAUUGGAGUAAGCUGUAUCAUGUAUGGGUAAAUAUCAAAAUUUUGGGCAUCUACACUCGAUAUAACUAAUUGUUGAAGGGAUUUGGAGAUUAAAUUUUGAGUGGAAUUUUUAUAGACCUAACCAGAACCACUCAGUAUUUUAAGAAAAUACAAAAUAACAGUAACUAUACGAAUAACAUUUUGAUUUUUAAUCGACGUUUCGACUAGUUUGUAGUCAUCCUCAGGAUUAAUUUUUAAUCGACGUUUCGACUACAAUCACUUUCAGAAGUUGUUGGGACACAUGUAGUUUUGGCUUGUAAGUGGAUCAUUAUAGUUUUUUACACACAAUACCGCUCCCAUCCCCCUCCCCCCACCCCAAUCAAUGUUGUUUAAACCAAAACACAUCAAACCCGACGAGAAACGGGACACAACAUUGAACAGGGGGCGGGGGGGGGGGAUUGUCGUUUGUUGAAAUUCAAAGGUUUUGUGGCAUCUGUCCCAAGACUUUUGAAACUGAUUGUAGUUUGUAGUCAUCCUGAGGAUGACUACAAACUAGUCGAAACGUCGAUUAAAAAUUAAAAUGUUAUUCGGAGUUACUGUUAUUUUGUAUUAAUCAGGAACAGUCGCGAAAAAUACAACUAUCUGCUAUGAAUGUCCAAAAUCCUGAUAUUUACUCGUAUACCUUAGAUCUGUAGCUCAGUUCCAGGUGAUCUGACGGUGAAAAAAAGAACUGGGACUAGCAACAGAGUAGAAAUCCAGUUCGGUGCCUUGAAUCACUUGUCACGUCCUGAUUCUUUUGUGAAACUGUUUGAAACUUUGUGUCUGUGUCUUGCACAGGGAAGUGAAUAUCUGGGACAAAUUUGAGAUAGAAAUCUUAUACCGUUAAUGAGAUAUUGAGUAAUUUGAAACCACAAAUGGAUUUCUAUUUCACAACUAGUACCAGGCCUUUUCUGAGUUCCGAGAUCACCUGGUGUAACGAGAGCUGCACCGGAAUCGCAGGCACAGAAUAAGGUACACAGAAGGUCGACUCGAGUAACGCUGCCACGCCAUGAUUCAUCAUCAAAAUGCUGACGCCAUGGUCCUAGCCAGUGCGCGUUUAAGAGGCAUUCCCCCCCUGGACAUCCGCCAUUUUGAAUGAUAUCAGGGGGGUGAAUGCCUCUCAGACGCGCACUGGCUAGGACCAUGGCGUCAGCAUUGGAUGACGAAUCACGAGUUACGCCAAAAUCAUAGGAAAAUCAUAGGAAAAUCAUAGGAAAAUCAUAGGAAAAUCAUAGGAAAAUCAUAGGAAAAACGAAGAAGUCGGCCUUCUGUGUACCUUAUUCUGUGUCGCAGGGCCGCAGGUUAGAUUCCUAUAGUUGCAUUUUUUCUGUUCAGGUCGAAUAAAUCAAUAAGUGUAUAAAAAUGCCACUCGAAAUUUUCAUCUAUAGACCCCUUCAAUAUGUCUGCGGACGUUAGGGGGCAAUGUAGCAACGUUUCCUCCAUAUAGUCUGAGGGGUUUGCUCCAAAUUUAUAUAUAGGUUAUCAUAUAAGGGAUGAGGUGAUAUCAGUUUUAUCGCUCGAGGGAUGAUAUCACAAUUGUCACGAGCGAGCGAGGGACAAUUGUGAUAUCGUCCCGAGAGCGAUAAAACUGAUAUCACCGAAUCCCGAGUACGAUAACCUAUUUAUUAUAUACUUGUACCUUUAUCAGGGUUUGACACUCAAAAGUAAACAGUUUUGAAAAAAUAGGAUCAUUUUGGAAUUCAAAACAAUUCAUCAUUUACUGAACAAAUAUGAUUUUAGAAAAUAAAUAGACCAUUCAUGUAAAUAAUAUACAAUUUAAGUCUUUCGUUUUGUAUUAUCGUUCUUGAUAAACUGUCGACAUCAACCAACACGAACCUCGAGUCGGCCAUCUUUGUUUUGACAAGGCGCGAAAUUUAGCGGGACAAAAAACGAUAUCCGGGACAAGAAACGAUAUCCGGGACAAAAACGAUAUCCGGGACGAUAUCGUUUUUAUGUCCCGCUGCUUCCUACCUGAUAAAGGUACAAGUAUGUGAUAAUAUCAUUUAUCUCUGGAGAUACAGACAUUGAUAUGUAGGUUGACUCCAAGACUACGUGAGGGGACUACAGUUGACUACGCGCUUCUAAACCUGUGGUGAAUGUAUGUUUGUGAUGUUGUCUCUGAGUGAGUCCACACCGGGCAAGUUGAAAAGUUUACUUGACCGCGGUGGGAAUCGAACCCGCAACCAUUUGUUUGCUAGUCCAAAGGUCUACCAACUGAGCUACGAGGUCAAGUCGGUUCGAUUUGAUGCAUGAUAUUUCGGAACUCAGUCUAGUUCCUGAUGGGUAACUUAAUGUUCCUGGUUAAACUAACCAGGACUGUGGUUAAUCCGUGUUUUUCAAUUUUUAACCAUGAGGGUGUUUUUCGAGCACAUCAGUUUCAUUCUCGUCCCCAGGCUACUAGUUUUGGUUCGCGUGGUGGUUUGUAGACCUCCAUGCCUACCCACAUUCAAGGAUUAGCUAUAACUCCACGAAAAUGGAAUCCACAGGCAUAACUGUAUUAAACUUCUUUCAAUUUCUAGAUUUAAAAGGAG
Messenger RNA from Paramuricea clavata, 9747 nucleotides. The record is from the annotation of a GenBank genome assembly. NCBI's taxonomy places the organism in Eukaryota, Metazoa, Cnidaria, Anthozoa, Malacalcyonacea, Plexauridae.